AUGCGACGGGGCAGGGCGACGCGACGGGGCAGGGCGACGCGACGGAGCAGAGGCGACGGGACGGGGAAGGGCGACGCGACGGGGCAGGGCGACGCGACGGGGCAGGGCGACGGGACGGGGAAGGGCGACGCGACGGGGCAGGGCGACGGGACGGGGCAGGGCGACGCGACGGGGCAGGGCGACGGGACGGGGAAGGGCGACGGGACGGGGCAGGGCGACGGGACGGGGCAGGGCGACGCGACGGGGCAGGGCGACGGGACGGGGAAGGGCGACGGGACGGGGCAGGGCGACGGGACGGGGGAGGGCGACGGGACGGGGCAGGGCGACGGGACGGGGCAGGGCGACGGGACGGGGGGAAAGGGCGCGACGCGACGGGGGGAAAGGGCGCGACGCGACGGGGGGAAAGAGCGCGACGCGACGGGGGGAAAAGGGCGCGACUCGACUGGGGGGAAAGGGCGCGACGCGACGGGGGGAAAGGGACGCGACGAGGGGGAAAGGGCGGGCAGGACGCGACGCUAG
Closterium sp. Yama58-4 is the source of this 519-nucleotide messenger RNA. The record is from the annotation of a GenBank genome assembly. NCBI's taxonomy places the organism in Eukaryota, Viridiplantae, Streptophyta, Zygnematophyceae, Desmidiales, Closteriaceae.